This is a messenger RNA of Aquila chrysaetos chrysaetos, 2549 nucleotides long. RefSeq names its product solute carrier family 27 member 3 (gene SLC27A3). The transcript is spliced from 11 exons. Lineage: Eukaryota; Metazoa; Chordata; Aves; Accipitriformes; Accipitridae. Bases 1 to 1710 code for a protein of 569 amino acids. The record is from RefSeq and is a predicted model, not a curated record. Gene Ontology annotation, molecular function: long-chain fatty acid transmembrane transporter activity; long-chain fatty acid-CoA ligase activity. Gene Ontology annotation, cellular component: endoplasmic reticulum.
AUGGCGCUGGCGGCGGCGGCUCUGGCGGCUCUGGCGGCGCUGGCGCUGCUGCAGCGGCUGCUGCGGCCGCACCUCUGGGCCGACCUGGCCUUCGCGGCGCGGGCGGCCCGGUGCCGGCGGCGGGCGGGGGGGGGGGGGGGAGCGGAGCUGGGACCCGGUGUGCCGGUGGGGCUUUUGGUGGGUAACGAGCCCCGGUUCGUUUGGGGCUGGUUGGGGCUGGCGGCUUUGGGAGCCCGACCCGCCUUCCUGGGCACGGCGCUGCGACCCGCCGCCCUCCGGCAUUGCCUGCGCGCCUGUGGGGCGCGGGCGCUGCUGGUGGCGGACGACCUGUUUGCGGCAGUGGAGCCCAUCCUGCCCAGCCUGCAGGAGGACAACGUCGUGGUGUGGGUGCUGGGCUCGGGGCCGUACCCCCCUGGUGUCGUGGCCCUGCAGGAGCUGCUGGAUGCGGCCUCUGAGGAGCUGGAGCCCGAGGAUGUCUGGCAGCCCGAGGACAUGAACGACACCUGCCUCUACAUUUUCACCUCCGGCACCACUGGUCUCCCCAAAGCUGCCCGCGUCUCCCACCUGAAGUCCAUCAUGUGCCUGAGCUUCUACGACCUGGUGGGAGCCUCCAGCCGGGACGUGGUGUACCUGGCGCUGCCCCUCUACCACAUGGCCGGGUCUCUCCUGGGCAUCGUUGGCUGCAUCGGCAUUGGGGCCACUUGUGUGCUGAAGGAAAAGUUCUCAGCCAGCCAGUUUUGGGAUGACUGUCGCGCCGAGGGGGUCACUGUCUUCCAGUACAUCGGGGAGCUCUGCCGCUACCUGGUCAACCAGCCUCAGCGCCCUGGGGAGCGGGAGCAUGGGCUGCGGCUGGCGGUGGGCAGCGGGCUGCGCCCCGACGUCUGGCGGAGUUUCCUGAAGCGCUUUGGGGCCAUCCGCAUUGUGGAGACCUAUGGAAUGACCGAGGGCAACGUCACCCUCUUCAACUACACGGCCACGCCGGGGGCUGUGGGGCGCAGCAGCUUCAUCUACAAGCUCUUCUCGCCCUUCGAGAUCGUGCGCUAUGACGUGACGGAGGGAGCCCCAGUGCGGGACGCGGCCGGACGCUGCAUCCGUGUGGGAACAGGCGAGACGGGGCUGCUGAUCGCCCCAGUGACCCCCCGGACGCCCUUCCUGGGCUACGCCGGCAGCCAGGAGCUGUCGGAGCAGAAGCUGCUGCGGGGGGUCUUCGCCGAGGGUGACACCUACUUCAGCACCGGCGACUUGAUGGAGCAGGAUGCGGCCCAGUUUGUCCGCUUUCGUGACCGCACUGGGGACACUUACAGGUGGAAAGGCGAGAACGUGGCCACCACAGAGGUGGCCGAAGCCUUGGUGGCCCACGAGUCCCUGCAAGAAGCCACUGUAUACGGUGUCACCGUGCCAGGCCACGAGGGUCGUGCCGGGAUGGCGGCGUUGGUGCUGCGCCCUGGCUGCCAGCUGGAUGGUCCCGCUCUGUACCGGCAUGUGGAGCAGCUCCUGCCGCCCUAUGCCUGGCCCCGCUUCCUCCGGCUGCAGGAGCGCCUGGCAAUGACGGAGACCUUCAAGCAGCAGAAGGUGCGGCUGGCACAGGAGGGCUUCGACCCGGCUCACGUCUCCGACCCUCUCUUCUUGCUGGAUGAGACCACCAAAGCCUACGUGCCCCUCGGCCCCACACUCUGGGAGGGGGUCCUGGAUGGGCGCCUCCGCAUUUAGACCUCGCUUGGGUGCCCUGAGCCCAUGGGUGUCCUGGCAGCGGUGCCCUGAAGUGCCCAACGUCCAUCCCAUCAGCACCAGGCGCUCCACGGACCCCCCAUGUCCGUCCUGCGGGUCCCCACAUCUGUCCUGUCGUCCCUGGGUACCCCACAUCUGUCCUACCAGUCCCCACAUCCAUCCAGCUGUCCGCAGGUCCCCACGUGCAUCCUGCCAUCCCCAUGUACCCCACAUCCGUCCUGUGGGUACCCAUGUUCGUCCUGCCGUCCCCACGUCCGUCCCACUGUCCCCAUGGCCAUCCACAUCCCCAUGCCCCCUCCUCCCUCCACUGAGGGGGUCAUGCCCCCAUCCCUAACCAUGGGGCACCCACCCCCAGCCUUCCUCAGCCACGUGCCUUCCUCCCCAUCCCGGGGUCCUGCUCUUUAUACAUACAAAAAUUUUUUUUUUUUUUUUUUUUUUUGGCAAAUAAAUAAACUCUUUUGUAGCAAGUGUCGGUGCUGUCACCCCCGUCCUGCUGCAAGGGGGGGGUGGUGGUGGUGUUACCCCAGAGGGGAGGAUGUGUCACCCAAAGGCUAAGGCUCGGGGAGAGGGCGAGACCAGUGCCACCGUCCCCACAUCCCUGGGGCUCUGCAGGGACGGAGGGAAGACUCAGGAGGUCCUGCUUAGGAUGGGGGGGGUGGGUCCCUACCUCAAUUCAGGGUCUCCCCCCCACCCCUGCAAACUAUCCCCAGCCAGGACCACCACACCCCCCCCCCCAAGCCCCAAUGCAAUACACCAGCUGCUUCGAAAGUUAUAAACCAUUCCUUUCUUUAUUAAACAUAGCUUGCAAGUGAUAAAUAUUA